CAAUCGCCGACAAGUGGGGUGCUGCCGUUCGGUGUUGUUCCCGCUGCCGAGCCUUCUGCGGUGGGGCCCCACGCCCGGUGUCUUCAGGCUGCCCGCCCCAGUUCCCACGGCGACGGCGGGAGUCACAACAGCGGCCGAAGGGAGGAUCACGCCGGCAUGUUGCUCGAAAAACGAAGCGCUGGCGGCACCCGCGGGCAGGUCAUCGCGGCAAAGGCAAGCACGGCCGUCGUGACGGCGGCGUUGGCAUGGACCAGCCACGAACAGAGGCCAACCGCUACUACUACUGCCGUUGUUGGACGCAAUCAGGCCGAAGCGGGCGGCAUGGGGGCGGGGAGCACGAAAGGUACAUAGUGGGAUUCAGCGAUCGACCAAUGGCGAUGACGUGGGCUGUGUCGAAUCAACGGGGAGCAUGAGAUCAUGAAAACAGCGAGGGAUGGGGGGUCUUGGAGUUGUGCACCACAGUAUUUCUUGUGUUGUUUUCGUAUGAUGUUCGGCGAAAAGAUCGAUGAUCAUGUAGUCGAUCUUAGACGGGGGACAUUUUGUCUCAUACAAAUAGAGAUGCACGUUUACGCCGGACGAGAAUUUUUGUUGCAUUAAUCUCCCUUUCUAUGCAUACAUUCCGGUCGACGUUUCGUCCCUGGUCGUGGUGCACUGGGGUCCGGUGGCACAUGUCCCACCCCGUUAGUCUAG
Molecule: messenger RNA, 690 nt
Organism: Ectocarpus siliculosus
Lineage: Eukaryota; Phaeophyceae; Ectocarpales; Ectocarpaceae
Source: the annotation of a GenBank genome assembly